Molecule: messenger RNA, 2238 nt
Organism: Cladophialophora immunda
Lineage: Eukaryota; Fungi; Ascomycota; Eurotiomycetes; Chaetothyriales; Herpotrichiellaceae
Exons: 2
Coding region: 1-2238 (745 amino acids)
Biological process (GO): glycerol-3-phosphate metabolic process
Cellular component (GO): glycerol-3-phosphate dehydrogenase (FAD) complex; mitochondrion
Molecular function (GO): glycerol-3-phosphate dehydrogenase (quinone) activity
Source: RefSeq, a predicted model, not a curated record
AUGGCCUCGGCCGGUCGCUCCUCUUCCGCACGUCGUUUCCUCAAACCACUUCUCUAUUCCGGUGCCGCGAUCGCUGGGGUUGGCGGUACCAUCUUGUACCUCUCCUACCGUCCCAUCAACGUACCUGGCUCUCAAGGCGCCAUCGUCCCCAUCCCACGAACAGAGGACGGAACCAUCAUCCCUCCCAAAUUCCCCUUGAUUAGAUCCCGCGCUGAACAGAUUGCCGACUUGAGGAAGAGUGGUGGGCUGGUGGGUGCUGCGCCAGAAACGCCCCUUCGGCAACAGUUGAAAAAUAGUCUAGAACGAUUAAGAGGGGCAACAAGCGAUGAUAGAGACAUAACCUUACCUGCGGAACAAGAAGCUGGGGAACCGUAUGACCUCCUGGUCAUCGGGGGCGGGGCUACAGGUUCCGGUAUUGCCUUGGAUGCUGCCACGCGCGGGCUCAAGGUUGCCCUGGUCGAGCGCGAUGACUUUGCUGCUGGAACAAGUAGCAAGAGCACGAAACUUGUGCACGGCGGUGUACGAUAUCUCGAAAAGGCAUUCUGGGAGCUAGACUAUAACCAGUAUGCACUGGUCAAAGAAGCGCUGCGCGAGAGGAAAUAUUUCCUUGACACAGCCCCCCAUCUGUCCAUGUGGCUCCCCAUCAUGAUACCUUUGCAGAAAUGGUGGCAAGCACCCUAUUUUUGGGCGGGGACGAAGCUGUACGAUUAUCUUGCGGGCAGUGAAGGCAUUGAAACCAGCUACUUCUUGACCAAGAGCAAGGCGUUGGACGCUUUCCCUAUGUUGAAAAAAGAGAACUUGGUGGGAGCGCUGGUAUACUAUGAUGGCGCACACAACGACAGCCGCAUGAACAUUUCCAUCGCGGCCACGGCUGCGCUCUACGGGGCAACGGUGGUCAAUCAUAUGGAAGUUACCGGUUUGACCAAGGACCAGAAUGGCAAACUGAACGGCGCUGUGGUCCGAGAUGUGAUCGCCGAGAAGAAUGGAAAACCGACGUCGCCUUUCACCAUACGCGCCAAAGGUAUUAUCAAUGCGACCGGUCCUUUCUGCGACUCAAUACGGAAGAUGGACGACCAAAAGGUCCAGGAAAUUGUCGCCCCUAGUUCUGGUGUGCAUGUGGUGCUACCUGGAUACUACAGCCCUCAACGGAACUCAAUGGGGUUGAUCGAUCCUGCGACAUCUGAUGGCCGUGUCAUCUUCUUCCUGCCCUGGCAGGGCAACACGAUCGCUGGAACCACCGAUGCCCCCUGCAAGAUUACUCAGCAUCCCAUCGCUGGGGAGGAGGAGAUAGGCUGGAUUCUGAACGAGAUCAAGGGAUACCUGUCCCCAGAGAUCAACGUCCGACGUGGAGAUGUGCUCGCUGCCUGGUCGGGGAUUCGCCCACUGGUCAAGGACCCCAAAGCAAAGAACACCGAGUCGCUGGUGCGAAAUCAUCUAGUGACUGUCUCGACCUCAGGACUGCUCACAUGUGCGGGAGGGAAAUGGACCACAUAUAGGCAGAUGGCAGAGGAUGCGGUUGACGAAGCCAUCAACCAAUUUGGGCUGCAGACGAAGCCCCUGACAACCCCGAGGAGAAUCAGCGGAACAGAAAAGAUCGACGAUGCUGCCCCGCUCGAUGGGACCUGUCAAACGCACCAAGUCAGGCUCGUUGGUGCGCAUGGAUUCUCCAAGACUCUGUUCAUCAACCUGAUUCAGCAUUUCGGUCUCGAGACCGAAGUGGCGAAGCACCUUGCGGAGGCAUAUGGCGAUCGUGCGUGGACGGUGGCAGCGCUAUCCAGCCCGACUAAUGAGAGGUUCCCAGUUCGAGGGAAGCGUAUUUCUGCGCUGUACCCUUUUAUAGAUGGAGAAGUCCGGUACGCGGUGAGACACGAAUUUGCGCAGCGAGCCGUGGAUGUGAUUGCACGAAGGACAAGAUUGGCUUUUCUCAACGCCCAGGCGGCGCUGGAGGCGUUGCCCAACGUUAUCGACCUGAUGGCCGAAGAGUUAAAGUGGGACAGCAAGAGGAAAGACCUCGAGUGGAAAGAAAGCGUUGCUUUUCUGGCCUCGAUGGGUCUUCCGAGAAGCAAGCUGAGCGUGUCAAGGAAAGACGUUGAGGGUGGAAAGGCCGGAUUUGCCGACGAAUAUGAGAGGAAGCUAUAUUCGAGAUACGAUGGUCCAGCGGAUACGCUCGAAAGUGACUCCAAGUUGAGACCUGGACAAAACCCAGUCCUAGGACAGGAUUCGCCAGCCAACAAAUAG